AGAAAACAAAAGCAAGCACACUCCGAUCGCCUCCUCCUCAGACGCCUCUAUAUUACCAAAACCCAAAAGCAGGUCAAAAACCAAAGAAAUCCCAUCCCAUCCCAUCCGCUCUCCGAGUAGAGCUUCAGCUUUAUAUCUUUGAUGCAUAUGUAAUACUAAUCUCAGAUCAUCACCAUCAUCGAUCUUUGUGGUAGCCGCAAUGCCGCCGAAACAGCAGGCGUCGAAAGCAGAUCUUGCGAAGAAGCAGAAGGUGGUGGAGGACAAGACUUUCGGGCUCAAAAACAAGAACAAGAGCAAGAAUGUCCAGAAAUACGUCCAGAGUCUCCAUCAAUCCGUCCAACCCAAACCUGAUGCUUCCAAAGCCGCCGCCAAGAAGAAGAAGGAAGAAGAGAAGGCAAGAGAGAAGGAGUUGAGCGAUUUGUUCAAGAUCGCCGUAAGUCAGCCCAAAGUCCCAGUUGGUGUUGAUCCUAAGUCCAUACUAUGCGAAUUCUUCAAAGCCGGGCAAUGUACCAAAGGUUUCAAGUGCAAGUUCUCACAUGAUUUGAAUGUCCAGAGGAAAGGCGAAAAGAUAGACAUUUACAGUGAUAAACGUGAUGAAGAAACAAUGGAGGAUUGGGAUCAAGAGACAUUAGAGAAGGUUGUGGAGUCGAAAAAGAUGGAGUAUAAUCAAAACAAACCGACUGAGAUUGUUUGCAAAUUCUUCCUGGAAGCAGUGGAGAAGAAACAAUAUGGGUGGUUUUGGGUUUGUCCAAAUGGUGGUAAAGAGUGUCAUUACAGGCAUGCUCUUCCCCCGGGAUAUGUGUUAAAAUCUCAAAUGAAGGCCUUGUUGGAGGAAGAGACUGAAAAGAUAUCCAUUGAAGAAGAGAUUGAAAAUCAGCGUGCAAAAGUGGCUACUUCAACCCCGAUUACUCCCGAAUUGUUCAUGCAAUGGAGGAAUAAAAAGAUGGAAGAAAGGGAAGCUGGCCUUGCUGUUCUGCGGGCAGAGAGGGCUAAAAAUGACCGCAUGAGUGGGCGUGAGCUGUUUCUAUCAGAUGCUAGCUUGUUUGUGGAUGAUGCUGAGGCAUAUGAAAAAUAUCAAAGGGAAGAACAAUCUGAUGUCACAGAAGACAAGGACAAGGAUGGAUCUCGUAUGGAGGGGCCGAGCACCUCAAGUGUGGUGGACGAAGAAUCUCUUGCAGACGAGGAUGAUGACGAUGAAUUGGACCUGGAUGAGUUAAACGAAUUGGAAGCAAGCUUGUCAAGAACGUCUAUCCAGAUACGUGAGCCAGGCAUAGAAGCAUCAUCUUGAGAGACUUUUGCAGCCAUUGCCAACGACGGGAGCAGAACACCAUAUUAAAACACACAUGCGCGUGAGGAUCACUGACAGCCUCUUAUUGAAAUGCUUGCUAGUUUACAAGAGGUAACAGCGACCCUUGAUUUUAAUUCCCAUGUUGAUAGUUUUGCUGAGAGGAGAUUUAGAUAUAUAAAUCUGGGUCUUUCUUAGGUUGCCGCUAUGUAUCGAAUGUGGAUAUUUAUUUAGUAAUAAAAGCCCUUUCGCCUGCUCAUACGGGGAAAGUGCGAGUUUUGGUGCCACAUUUCCCGUAAGAGAGGAGAGGGAAAAUGGACUUACGAAAUACACUGGUUGUGCUUUUCCUAUGAAAUGAAAUACUGAUCUAAAAGCAGUGACUUUCCA
Molecule: messenger RNA, 1672 nt
Organism: Magnolia sinica
Lineage: Eukaryota; Viridiplantae; Streptophyta; Magnoliopsida; Magnoliales; Magnoliaceae
Product: zinc finger CCCH domain-containing protein 11-like
Exons: 8
Coding region: 200-1288 (362 amino acids)
Biological process (GO): cytoplasmic translation
Cellular component (GO): cytosol
Molecular function (GO): metal ion binding; mRNA binding
Source: RefSeq, a predicted model, not a curated record